GGUCCUGGCAGGGGGCGGGGCCUCGCAGCCCGGAAGAGACGCCGCGUCGCGCAUGCCCCUUCCUUUCUAGCCUCGGCCUCGCAGCCUAGAGCCGCUGCGAUGUUGAUGCCCAAGAAGAACCGGAUCGCCAUUUACGAGCUCCUCUUUAAGGAGGGAGUGAUGGUAGCCAAGAAGGACGUGCACAUGCCCAAGCACCCGGAGCUGGCAGACAAAAACGUACCCAACCUUCACGUCAUGAAGGCCAUGCAGUCUCUCAAGUCCCGUGGCUACGUGAAGGAACAGUUUGCCUGGAGACAUUUCUACUGGUAUCUUACCAAUGAAGGCAUCCAGUACCUCCGUGAUUACCUCCACCUGCCCCCUGAGAUCGUGCCUGCCACCCUGCGCCGCAGCCGGCCGGAGACUGGCAGACCCCGGCCCAAAGGCGUGGAGGGCGAGCGGCCCAUGCGGCUCACGAGAGGCGAGGCCGACAGAGACACCUACAGACGGAGCGCCGUGCCCCCUGGUGCCGACAAGAAGGCUGAGGCUGGGGCCGGGUCAGCCACCGAGUUCCAGUUUAGAGGUGGAUUUGGUCGUGGACGAGGUCAGCCACCCCAGUAAAGUUGGAAGAUGCUGUUUUCUGUUAAAUAAACGUAGCAGGAGAACCUG
This is a messenger RNA of Fukomys damarensis (Damara mole-rat), 645 nucleotides long. RefSeq names its product ribosomal protein S10 (gene Rps10). The transcript is spliced from 6 exons. Gene Ontology annotation, molecular function: structural constituent of ribosome; RNA binding. NCBI's taxonomy places the organism in Eukaryota, Metazoa, Chordata, Mammalia, Rodentia, Bathyergidae. The record is from RefSeq and is a predicted model, not a curated record. Gene Ontology annotation, cellular component: cytosolic small ribosomal subunit. The coding region runs from base 100 to 597 and encodes 165 amino acids.